This is a messenger RNA of Lepus europaeus (European hare), 497 nucleotides long. Its product is annotated as cytochrome c oxidase subunit 8A, mitochondrial. Gene Ontology annotation, biological process: mitochondrial electron transport, cytochrome c to oxygen. The transcript is spliced from 2 exons. The record is from RefSeq and is a predicted model, not a curated record. NCBI's taxonomy places the organism in Eukaryota, Metazoa, Chordata, Mammalia, Lagomorpha, Leporidae. Gene Ontology annotation, cellular component: mitochondrion. Bases 87 to 296 code for a protein of 69 amino acids.
GGAACUUCCGGCCAGCGCUGCCAUUUUGACUUCCUGACCUUGGACUCGCUCCGGCUGCGCGUUCCGGGGUUCUGUCCGGUCCCGCCAUGUCCGUCCUGACGCCGCUGCUGCUGAGGGGCCUGACAGGCCCGGCCCGGCGGCUCCUCGUGCCGCGCGCGCAGAUCCACGCCAAGCCUCCGCGGGAGCAGCUCGGGACCAUGGAUGUCGCCAUUGGGCUCACCUCCUGCUUCCUGUGUUUCCUGCUGCCGGCGGGCUGGAUCCUGUCGCACCUGGAUAACUACAAGAAGCGGGAGUGAGGGCCGUCCUCCCACACCCCCAGAGCUGACCACACCCGCCUCGCUGCAUUCCUGGCCUGCCCCUCCUGGAUCAUGUCGUUCAAUUCCAGCCACCUCUUCAUGACGUCUCCACACGUCCACACUGACCUCCUGGGACCACGGGUCAGGGCCCUGCUCCGUGCAGCCCAGUCCCCGUUGCAACAAUAAAGUAUUUAAACCUCG